Perkinsus marinus ATCC 50983 is the source of this 411-nucleotide messenger RNA. RefSeq lists its product as hypothetical. The record is from RefSeq and is a predicted model, not a curated record. NCBI's taxonomy places the organism in Eukaryota, Perkinsozoa, Perkinsida, Perkinsidae. The coding region runs from base 1 to 411 and encodes 136 amino acids. The transcript has 3 exons.
AUGUGUUCGGGCGUGGCUGGGCUAGAGGAGCGGCGUAAGGAGCUGGAGGGACGAUGCGAGGCGUUAUUUGAUGACAAUGUGGAGUUGGCCGCCAGCUUGGAGAAGGCUCUGGAGGGGGUUCAUAGGGCUGAGAGAGCCGAACGGAGGGUCGAGGAGCUGCAGAUCAUGCUAGCUAAUAAGCGUGACAAGGCUAGGGAGGAGGUAAGAAGCCCUAAUAAUGAGGAAUCUCUGGACGACAGUACUACAGUGGGCAUCCAGGAACAGCUGGACGCCUAUAUGGAGCUGCUGGUAGAUCUCACUAACAAGCUAGAUAGGAGUGAGGAGGAGAAGAAGGCCAAAGAGGAGGCGUUGGAUGACUUGAAAGGCCGCUAUGAGCUCCUCUUGGCUGGCCGGAGUUCGACCGGCGGUUAA